AUGCCGGGCGCCACAGCCUCGGGGGCCGACGCCGGCGGAAGCUCCGCACGGAAUAGGGAUCACAAGCAGGGCAACCAGGGCCGUAGCUUCACACCCGAACAGGAGGCAGCAGUGAUACGGAUCCGCAAAUGCGGCGCAACAGAAUUCUACGACAUCCUAGCCCUCGAGGCCGUCCGCAAGACGUGCACCGACUCGGAUAUCAAGAAGGCGUACCGCAAACAGUCGCUACUGACGCAUCCGGAUAAGAAUGGCCAUCCGCAUGCUGACGAGGCCUUCAAGAUGGUCAGCAGAGCUUUUGGCAUACUGGGAGACAAGGAGAAGCGCGAGAAGUAUGACCGCUUCGGCGGCGACCCAGACAGCCGCUUUGGCGGUGCACCGCCGCCCAACCCCUUCUCGGGUUUCGCAUCGCGAGGCCCGCCUGGCGCGGCAGGGUCGGCAGGAGGCGGAUUCCCCGGCCGCGCGGGAGGCAUGUGGGAGGAGGAGCUGAGUCCAGAGGAGAUGUUUGCCCGAUUUUUUGGUGGCGGCGGCGGUGGCUUCGGAGGAGGCGGCUUUGGAGGACCUGAAUUCGUCUUUAACUUUGGCGGCGGCCCGGGCAUCCGCGUCCACCAGUUCGGCGGGGCACGACCCAGGAGACGGCCGCAGCAAGCGCAGCAAGGCCAGCAGCAGGAGACUAGCCCUCUGCAGAACCUCAUCGGCCUCCUUCCCAUCAUCAUCUUCUUCGUCCUCCCCAUGAUCACGUCCCUCUUCUCGUUUGGUGACUCGACGCCGGCCACCCCCCAGAUGGUCUUUGACAACCCGCUCCCCCCGUACACGCACGUCCGCGAGACGCCCAACCACAACAUCCGUUACUUCGUCAACCCCGUCGACAUCGCCAAGUUCAGCGACUCUCGUCUCACCGCGCUCGACCACACGGCCGAGGUUAAGCUCGUCCGCCACCUGCGGUCCGAGUGCGACAACGAAAUCAUGCACAAGAGACGUCUGCGUGAUAACGCGCAAGGCUGGUUCUACCAGGAUGUCAGUAAGAUGGCCGCGGCCGAUGCCUACAGGAUGCCGUCGUGUGAGAGGCUGGGCAGCAUGGGUCUCGGUCGUUGA
Molecule: messenger RNA, 1092 nt
Organism: Geosmithia morbida
Lineage: Eukaryota; Fungi; Ascomycota; Sordariomycetes; Hypocreales; Bionectriaceae
Product: DnaJ-like protein subfamily B member 12
Exons: 2
Coding region: 1-1092 (363 amino acids)
Biological process (GO): cellular response to misfolded protein
Cellular component (GO): endoplasmic reticulum membrane
Molecular function (GO): Hsp70 protein binding
Source: RefSeq, a predicted model, not a curated record